UGUUAAUCAUUCAUUAGUUUUACAACCGGCGCGUUUACUGUGCCAUACAGCCAUUGCCAAUCAGCUGUUAUUACCAGCGUACGCAAGCACUGGUUGCAUACCGAUUAAAAUAUCUAUUGUUGGAUUCUGCGAAUGCAUUCAAUUGCUAAAAUAUUGUACGCUCUUCGUGGCCAAUUGUCCCGCUUUGUGCAACCGGCGCCCCCGGCUACCUGUGCAAUUGUCUACCUGUGCCGAAUGACAAGUGUGCGAGCGUGACAAAGGGUUCGGAGCCGGAUGACAUUGAAGGAGUGAGCGAAACAAGCUAACAUUGUGCGCCGGCCGGUCCGCGUGUGCUCCCUUCUCUGCGAGUGUGAGAAAGAGAGAAAACCAUCAAAAGUACGGCGUACGAAUGAUGCAGUGAGAAGACAGUCACUAACGAGCGGGGCGUGGUGGUGUAUUGUGGAGUGCGGUGGAGUGUGAUGAAAGAAAUUACUCCACCACACCACACGCACACUUGGUGUUCCGGUAAUCCCCCGCCCGCGUAACCUUUCUGGGCACGUUUCCGGGUGUCGUGAGUCCCUCCAGAUUGAUUCUUCCGAUAACGAGAACGGAACCGAAAUUGUACCAAAACACCUUUAAUGCCACAACCGUGUUACAGUUAAAGCCCCCUUGCCAUCACCGUUCGAGCGUGACCGGGAAAUUCCAAAAUUCCGUGCGACGCUGGAAGUGGAACCGAGUGUUGGAACUGUGUUCGUGCGUUUGGCGGUCGUUAGUGUGCAGAUUUUGAAGUCUCAAGAACGACGGAAGUGGUGGAAGAAAGCAUCGUCAUCGUCAUCAUCGUCUUCUCUCGACGCGCCGGCACGAGGACGAGGAGAAAUUUCCGACAAUCGUCGAACGGUUUGACAGACUUCGUGUGAUUUGACAGCUUCACAACACGCAGCACAGCCUACUAGCGGAUAUUUAUUAUGUUUGUUUGAUGGUAGUAUACGAACGUCCACAAACACGCGGUGCGCUAGUGCUUGACUUAACCGGGGACACUUUCCUCUUGUGCUUUUUUACCGAAAACUAAAUUCCACGUGUUUUGGCGAGAAUACACUUCAGGUUGCGUUUCGUGAGAAUGGUGAUGUUGAAGAAGAAAAGUCUGUGCCAUAUUACCUACUGACGAUAGUGCAGUAAGUUGCAGGCUGUGUAUGCCGCAAUAUGAUGUGAAAAGAGAUAAACCUCUGGUGCAUAGGAAAAAUUCUUUAGGUUCGCUGCUGUUUUAAAGGACCUUUUCCCAACCGCUGCCCGCCACCGGAUUUGCCAGUAAAUUUGUCAAAUUUAAUUGAGCGCUCGUCAACUUCCUUCCUUCACAAUGAGUACAAGGAGAUAAAUGAGGAAAAAUCUACGUCUGCCGAUUUCUUCCCGGACGGAUAUGAUCCUGUACAUUCGUCAAAUGAGAUGAAAGUGUAGCGAACGAUGGAACGUUUCUCAAAUUGACGCCAACACAACAACGCACAACGCAAACCGGCGGAAGGACAGAGUUUUCGUUUGACACUUUUUCAGGGAACAACGAAAACCAAGAAGUAGUUCGGGUAAAAGCACAAGAGAAGGAAAACCCCCUCCUAAUUCGCAGCGGAUCGCAAUUGACACAAAAUGCAAGAGAACAGCGUUACGGUAGUUCCAGUAUCGGGCGUAACGGCAUCCGGGCUGGGCAGUGCGGUGGUGGCCGGGGGUACCAGCGGAAUCAUCGGCAACACGGUCAACACCAACAACACCAGUAGCAACAGCAGCAGCACCAGCAGUAAUAGCAAUGGCAGCAGCGGCAACACCAAUAGCAACAACGGACCUCCUGGCAGUGGGCCAGUAGUACCGUCGACGGCGGCAGGCUCCGGCGGCGGCGCGACCACGAUCUCACCACAUGGCCUCAGUGACAUCGACCAGGCGCAGUUCGAGGCCGACAAGCGGGCGGUUUACAAACAUCCACUGUUUUCCCUGCUGGCACUGCUGCUGGAGAAAUGUGAGCAGGCAACACAAGGCUACAUUCCCUCCUCGUCUUCCGCAUCGAGUCCGAACGGGUCCACCAACAACGGUACCGGCGAUGGAGACAGUUUCUCCCGCGACAUUCAGGCCUUUGUACAGCUACUAGAGAAGGAAAAGCGUCCACUGCUGACGAACAACAGCGAGCUGGAUGGGCUUAUGAUAAAGGCACUGCAGGUCCUGCGAAUACACCUGCUCGAGCUGGAAAAGGUGCAGGAGCUGUGUCGGGACUUUUGCACGCGCUACAUUGCCUGCCUCCGGAGCAAAAUGCAGUCGGAGAACCUGCUCCGCUCGGACUACGCCCUGGAGCACAACAACAACCUGUCGAACUCGAACAGCCCUAUCAACAGUCCGGAGCAGGAUCUCUCGGGGAGUGCACAAGGGUACUAUCAGAACGCAGACUAUCUGCAGGGAAGCGACACCAGCGAGUACAGCAAUAUGCAAGGCAAACGAGAUAUGUUGAGCAGCGGACUUUGCAGUUCCGGCUCGCAACAUCCUCUUCCAUCGCCACAACCAGGAUUGCUGCAAGAGCAAUCGAAUCCUUUACAUCCUUUCCAUCAACAUCACCAUCAAGUGCCAUCCUCAGUCGCUACGUCCCUCGCAGAUCUCCCCCAUCCGGUGUCUCCAAAUACAUUGCUUCGUCCGUCCAGCGACCUGGUACCGGAAGAAUCCGUCAACCUAGCAGCUUCCGUAGCACUCGGUUGUGGUGUUGCUAUCCCGGGGCUUCCCAGUUUGGCAACGCUGGAAGCCGCCGGCCCUAUGCUCGCCACUGCCGCAGCCGCUAUGGCAUUCCAGCACCAACAACAUCAGCAUCAUCUGCAUCAGCAGCAGCAGCAGCAACAGUAUGAGCAAACCUUUGCCGGUACUACGCUCCCCGGUAUGAUCGGAUGUCCGCCGGCGAUCGCUCUUACCUCUCCGCUCGACGUGUACGCCGGGCAGCUUUCGCCCUGCGGUAGCUCCGAUGAGCUCGACUCCGAGCUGGACUCACCGGACGGCGACGGAGAUUCGUCCUCCGGGAAGCGCCAAAAACGGGGCAUCCUCCCCAAGCAUGCCACUAGCGUAAUGCGGGCCUGGUUGUUUCAGCAUCUAGUCCAUCCCUAUCCUACUGAGGAUGAGAAACGGGCCGUAGCAGCGCAAACCAACUUAACCUUGCUGCAGGUGAACAAUUGGUUCAUCAAUGCUCGACGACGUAUUUUGCUUCCGAUGCUGGAGAAUGCUUCCGAUAACUCUGGCGAAUAGGAGUUUCACCCCCGUUGUCUCGGAGAACAAAACCGCUCGAAGGAUAUUGCCAAUGUCGAUGUCGGCUGCGUUGAGCUCUUCCUGCAUCACCAACUUUUGCGGCUUUCAUCCCACAAUCAAACCGUGGAUCGAACGGAUCGGCCUUCAAUGCUUAUCAAUCCGAGCUAAAGGUAGACCCCUACCUAUGGGAAUAGUUUUACAAACAAAAACGGAAAACAAAAACCUGCCACGUGGUUACGCUGUGGCACUAAGGCGUUGUUCUGCAAACAAUUGUUGUCCUAUCGUAUUGAUUAUGAAGCCCCCUACCCUGAAGGACGUGGUUUUUUUUAAAGUGUUUGCAAACACAUGCACGGUGGAAACAAAGACUGAUUGCAUGGUAAUGACUCGCAACAGCUGCUUCCUUGUGCCUCCAAUCCUUCCAAUCAACCAAACCAAACACAAUUCCUAAUCCUCCUACCCCGUUCCAAAGGGGGUCAGCUUUGUGGAGGGCGAGAAAUUGCAGCAAUCAAUAGGUAAACAGUGCCAUGCUUUGCAGUUCUGGAUCCGAGCGAGAAGUGGUCAAAAAGGGUGGCCAACGCUUGUUCUCGUUGUGAUUUGAAUAGCGAUGCAAUUUAUAAACAAAUUGAUCACCCCCCUCGGCAAAGGCGCCAACGACGAUUGAAAGGACCAUUCGUUGUUGAACAAGUGACUUUGGUCACACCACCGUCUACAGUUUUUUUUCCUGUGUUUUCUCGAAUCGGAGUGUUAUUAAUUAACGCGAGUGCAAAGUGCUUGGUAUCCUUUAUUGGUUAAUGCCAUUAACUGGCUCAUUUUCGUGGGACGAAUUCGUGCGUGCCGAUCGGCUAUGAUGAAGUCGGUGAAUUGAUUAAUAUUUAUUACCUUCGUAAUGAGCCACCGUAACAGUGAACUGAAGGAUACGACGCUUUGGGCAAGCAUCCAAACCCUCGGACGAGUGUUUGUUGUGGAUUUUCAUUUUUUCUCUCCUGCUAUUUUUUGUGAGUGUUGGAAAGGUAACUUCCCCACUACCAUACGUAACUCAAUUAGGGGUGACGAAAAAAAACCCAUGAAAUCCCGGAUAGUUCCUGGAAAUCUGGAACUUGUUAUGCGUGAACGCGGAAAAGAUCCGUGUGUCCCACAAAACGUGGAAUAGCAAAUGAAUUGUGCGUUAAAGUGGAGCUCGCAAACUGCAGCAGAAACGGAAUGAAGAAAAUAAUCGGUGGCCGAUUACAUAAAUAAAUAUCAUUUGCAUAUAUUUUAGGGGCCCUUGCGCGGAACGCGUGUUUGGUAACCCUGGUGAGGUGAAAAUAAUGCGCAAGGACAACACGUGCAGGUGAAAACUAUUCUCAACAAACUCUAAUGACGCUGAUGGUAAUUGAAUGGCCACUGAGGGUUGGAAAAAAGGCUCGGAGAAACGGCGAUGGUAAUAGUAGAUGGCAAUAUCCUUUACCAAAAAAUGAAAAAAAUAUUGUAUAGCGCUGGAAAGUGAAACCGUUCCGAGACGAUUCUUCCUAUACUACCGAAUGAUAGGAUAAAAUUAGAAAAAAAAACUGAAUUCUAGAUUUCUUCUAAGCCACACUUAUUACUUCUUUAAAGUGAUUGUACAUGAAGAUGGAAAGUUAAAGUUGUGGAGUGCAAGUAACGACGUAG
Molecule: messenger RNA, 4884 nt
Organism: Anopheles coustani
Lineage: Eukaryota; Metazoa; Arthropoda; Insecta; Diptera; Culicidae
Product: homeobox protein unc-62-like
Exons: 10
Coding region: 1615-3237 (540 amino acids)
Biological process (GO): regulation of transcription by RNA polymerase II
Molecular function (GO): RNA polymerase II cis-regulatory region sequence-specific DNA binding; DNA-binding transcription factor activity, RNA polymerase II-specific
Source: RefSeq, a predicted model, not a curated record